Molecule: messenger RNA, 798 nt
Organism: Delphinapterus leucas (beluga whale)
Lineage: Eukaryota; Metazoa; Chordata; Mammalia; Artiodactyla; Monodontidae
Gene: CDKN2B
Product: cyclin dependent kinase inhibitor 2B
Biological process (GO): negative regulation of cell population proliferation; regulation of cyclin-dependent protein serine/threonine kinase activity; regulation of G1/S transition of mitotic cell cycle
Cellular component (GO): nucleus; cytoplasm
Molecular function (GO): cyclin-dependent protein serine/threonine kinase inhibitor activity; protein kinase binding
Source: RefSeq, a predicted model, not a curated record
ACUCAGUCACUGCCGGCUCUCCACUCCGGCAGAGUGUAGCUCGGCGGUGAGGACGCUGCAACGCGCCCGCACUCUGCGGCCAGAGUGGAUUCGCGCGACGUUGCGGCUGCGCGAGGAGCCUUUUCCUGGGAGCCAUCCGGGAAAAGCCCGGCUUAACUACAGGCCUUUCGGCCAUUGGACGGACCCCCCAAGCCGCAGAAGGACGGCGAAAGGGGACUGAAGCUGAACUGAGCUCUUUCCGAAUGGGGCGAGCCCGCUAGGGCGAGGUGGGAAGGAGGGGUGGGGCGCGUUGUGAAGCUCACGGCCAGCGGUGGAUUAUCCGGGACACUUUGCGCCUGGGGGCUGCGAAGUGAGCGAGGAGGACAAGGGCAUGCUCAGUGGUGGCGGCGGUGAUGCGGCCCUUUCCAACGCCGCGGCGCGGGGGCAAGUGGAGGCCGUGCGGCAGCUCCUGGAAGCCGGUGCUGAUCCCAACAGACUCAACCGCUUCGGGAGGCGCCCUAUCCAGGUCAUGAUGAUGGGCAGCGCCCGCGUGGCCGAGCUGCUGCUGCUCCACGGUGCGGACCCCAACUGCGCGGACCCCGCCACCCUCACCCGACCCGUGCACGACGCCGCCCGGGAGGGCUUCCUGGACACGUUGGUGGCGCUGCACCGAGCCGGGGCGCGGCUGGACGUGCGCGACGCUUGGGGCCGCCUGCCCGUGGACCUGGCUGAGGAGCGGGGCCACCGCGACGUCGCCCGCUACCUGCGCGCGGCCGAGGGAGACUGAUGGCGCUUGCACACAGCCGCCCCAAACGAUUU